GUGAGCUUGGGUUAUUAACCCACGCCGUCCUAAGGCAACGACAAUCGGAGUGUGUCUGUCAUUCCGAGCACUUCCUUUUCUACGGAGAAAGGUUGUCUCCCAGUGGCAUUGAACCGACUAUAUAAACUCUUUCCAGCCGGUAGACAAGCUUUCAGUUCGCCAAACAUGUUGAAGUGGUCAUUGUGCGCCUUCGUCUUCCUCAGCAUCGUCGGAGUGAGCUACGUAUCAUCAAAUGCAGCAAGGGUGGUUUGCUACUUCAGUAACUGGGCCGUGUAUCGCCCGGGAAUCGGCAAGUACACGAUAGACGACAUACCUGGCGACAUGUGCACUCACGUCAUUUAUUCUUUCAUCGGAGUCAGCAACGUCACCUGGGAGUACCUCGUGCUCGACGAAGAGAUCGACGUGGAGCAGAACGGAUUCAGCAAUUUCACUAAGCUUAAGACCAAGUAUCCUCACCUGAAGACUUCCGUCGCUGUCGGCGGCUGGGGCGAAGGAGGAAGAAAAUACUCACAGUUGGUCUCCGUCAAACAGAGGAGGGACGGCUUCAUCAAAAGUGUCGUUGAUUUUAUGAACAAAUACGGUUUCGACGGUUUCGAUUUGGACUGGGAGUACCCAGGCGCGGCCGACAGGGGUGGAAGCUUCUCAGACAAAGACAGAUUUCUAUAUUUCGUCGAAGAACUGCGAAGGGCGUUCGACGCGGAAAAUAAAGGAUGGGAACUGACCAUGGCAGUGCCCCUCGCCAAGUUCCGUCUCAAUGAAGGCUACCACGUUCCAGAACUCUGCGAUAAUUUGGAUGCUGUCCAUGUCAUGGCCUAUGAUUUGAGAGGCAACUGGGCCGGCUUCGCUGAUGUCCACAGCCCCCUUUACAAACGUCCUCACGAUCAGUAUGCUUAUGAGAAACUGAACGUCAACGACGGCCUUCAACUCUGGGUGGACUUCGGGUGUUCUCCGGAUAAGCUUGUCGUAGGAGUGCCGUUCUACGGAAGAUCCUUCACUCUCAGCCAGGGCAACACCAACCACGGUCUUGGUACCUACAUCAACAAGGAGGCCGGAGGCGGCGCACCUGCUCCAUUCACGAAAGCGAAAGGAUUUUGGUCGUAUUAUGAGAUAUGUAUGGAGUUGCAAAAAGAAGACGGUGGAUGGACUCAGAAAUGGGAUGACGCUGGGUACUGCCCUUAUGCAUACAAAGGAACUCAAUGGGUUGGGUAUGAGAACACGACGAGUUUGAAGAUAAAAAUGGAUUGGUUAAAAACAAAGGGAUAUGCUGGCGCUAUGGUUUGGGCCAUCGACAUGGACGAUUUCAAUGCCGUCUGCGGUGAAAAGAACCCCCUCAUCAAAGUGCUCUGGGAAGAAAUGAAGGACUACCACGUUCCCAAACCGACUGUCACAACAACACCCAGGCCGGAAUGGGCCCGCCCUCCGAGCACAGCAUCGUCCAGUGGUUCCAAACCUAAACCGAAACCGACAACAUCGAGGCCAGCAGAAACGACCACCAAAAUGCCCACAACAUCCAUGGCCACAACAUCCAUGCACACAACAACCAUGCACACGACGACUGACUCUUCGACGACUCUCUCUUCCACCACGGAAAUGCCCUCCCCUACCUCUUCUCCCUUGCCAUCACCAGUCAGUACAGAAAGUACAGUGGAUUCUAGCAUGGAAAACGAAAAUUCAGAGCUUAAAUGUUCUGUUGAAGGUUACAGCCCUCAUAAGACAGACUGCAGUAAGUAUUACCAAUGUGUCCAUAAUAAGUUGGUUCCCUUCUCUUGCAAACCCGGGACGGCUUGGAACCAGGAGCUACAAAUCUGUGACUGGCCGGAGAAUACAAAUAGGCCUGAAUGUAAGAAGGACAACAGCAUUUAAAAAUUUGAUGUUAAAUAAUCAGUUUACUACAAUUAGAAAACUAUUGGUUGUCAAUAUUUAGUUUAUAUUUUAUCUAAUUAAAUUAAUUUAAAUUA
Messenger RNA from Cimex lectularius (bed bug), 1958 nucleotides. RefSeq names its product endochitinase. Gene Ontology annotation, biological process: carbohydrate metabolic process; chitin catabolic process. Gene Ontology annotation, cellular component: extracellular region. Lineage: Eukaryota; Metazoa; Arthropoda; Insecta; Hemiptera; Cimicidae. Gene Ontology annotation, molecular function: chitin binding; chitinase activity. The transcript is spliced from 11 exons. Bases 166 to 1863 code for a protein of 565 amino acids. The record is from RefSeq and is a predicted model, not a curated record.